GCUUUUUUUUUUUUAAACAUCGUCCUUCUCAGUAAUGGCGGCUUCGUUCCCUUCUCCUUCUGCAACAAACAACAACAAAUGGUAUUAUACCAGAGAGCAGAUCGAGAAUAGCCCGUCGCGACGUGCCGGGCUUGAUCCAGAUAAGGAAUUGUCCUACAGACAACAAGCCGCAAAUCUCCUUCAGGAUAUGGGACAGCGACUCAAUGUAUCCCAGCUCACAAUAAAUACUGCCAUUGUCUACAUGCAUAGAUUCUACAUGGUCCAGUCUUUCACUCGAUUUCACAGAAAUGUCAUAGCUCCCGCCACACUCUUCUUGGCUGCCAAGGUUGAGGAGCAGCCGCGUAAACUGGAACAUGUAAUCAAGGUGACCCAUGCAUGCCUCAACCCUCAGGACCCAUCACCAGACAUCCGUAGCGAUGCUUAUCUGCAACAAGCCCAAGACCUGGUCAUUCUUGAGAGCAUUAUACUCCAGACCCUGGCCUUUGAAAUCACCAUUGACCACCCACAUACUCAUGUUGUCAAGUGCACUCAGCUUGUCAGAGUUGUCCCAGCGAGUAAGGACUUGGCCCAGACGUCAUACUUCAUGGCCACCAACAGUCUGCACUUGACCACGUUCUGCCUGCAGUACAGCCCACCCAUCGUGGCCUGCGUGUGCAUCCACCUGGCCUGCAAGUGGUCAAACUGGGAGAUCCCCGUGUCCACAGACAGCAAGCACUGGUGGGAGUAUGUGGACCCCACUGUCACCCUGGAGCUGUUGGACGAACUCACACAUGAGUUUCUGCAGAUCUUGGAAAAGACGCCGAGCCGGUUAAAACGCAUCCGCAACUGGAAGGCGGCUGGGCAGACAGUGAAGGGGAAGUCCAAAGUCCAGGAUGACGGAGACCAGACGGACGCCAUGAUGAGCAUGAUAUCCAUGGCCUCUUCGGAGAGCACGCUGGCGGGCCUGAUGAGCCUCUCGGCCCCAGCCUCUUCGUCCUCCUCCAUGGAUGACACGGACCGCGGCACAGCGGGCAGCGCCCAGCACUGGCAGGCCGGCGGCAAAGCCGACCCCCAGCAAGCCAACCACGAACUGCACGCCCCCGCUAAAGUGUCCCUGAGCGAGUACCGGGCCAAGCACGCCGACGUCCUGGCCGCACAGAAGAGGAAGCUGGAGAACAUGGAGGCGAGCGUCAAGAGAGACUAUGCCACCGCUGCCCAGGCGCUGAUUGGCCAGCAGAGGAAGGAGAAGCAGCAUCAUCACCAGCAGCAGUCGGGCUCCUCGCACCGUUCCAGCUCGUCGUCCUCCGACGUCAACAACCCUUCCCCCAUCAUCCUGAAGAUCCCCCUGGAGAAGGAGAGGAACGAUCGCAGCUCCCUAAAGAUGCGCUUCCCCCUGGGGACUGGUCCUGGAGGUGGUGGGGGGCACAGUGGGGGCAGCAGGGCUCUGGACCCAGACAUCAAGGUGCGAAUCCGCGUGCCUGAGAAACGAGGAAGCUCAGGGGAGGAGGGCAAGAGCAGGGACAAGCACAGAGAGCGCUCCAACCACCACCACCAUCACCACCACCACCAUCACUCCUCCGGUGGGGCUUCCCUCUCGUCUUCCUCCCAUAAACACUCAUCCGGUGCCAGCGGAGGGGGAGGGAGCAGUAAAAAGGUCCCCAGUGACUCGUCCAGAAUGAGCUCUUCUUCCUCGUCUUCUGCGUCUCGAAAGAGGACCCACCCUCAGGAGCCCACUGCGGGCUCUCACACCUCCAAAGCCAGUAAGUCCUCCAGAAACUCCUACCAGCUGCCCUCCCUGUCCUCGUCAUCUGGACACGCUCUGGGCCACGGCUCUGACAUUUUACCUGCCCUGGGCCUACCCCACCACCCUGGAAACUACUCCCACUCCAAGGGGGAGAAGGCAGACACGAACGGUCACAACAUAAGUGGAGGCGGCCAGUCCAAUGAGUACCAGGACACGUUUGAGAUGCUGAACUCACUGCUGAGUGCUCAAGGGGUUCAGCCUUCCCAGCCUGCCAUGUUUGACUAUCGCUCACAGUAUGGGGAGUACAGGUACAGCGGGAGCUCAAGGGGGGGCAACACGAGACCACCACCUCUACCUGCUGAACCCCCUCCCCCACUGCCACCUUUACCUAAAUGAACUCUUUUGAAUCAAUUGCUAUUUAAUUGCCAUCACAACCAUGUUACAUAAAGCAUUACUCUCAUUGAUUCUGCGUCCUUUUGGGUGUUGGUGAUCAAGAUUCUGUGGGGUUCAACUUGACAGCAAAGAAAUGUACUUUUUAUACAUACUUUCAGUUAGGUUUCGUUGUUUUACCAUAUUUACUUGGGGGGCAAUAAUGGGACUUGAGGAGAAAAAAAAAUGUGCAAAAAAAUUAUUUAUGAAAUGUGUAAAUACUAUUUUUGAUGUUGAUCCAUUUUGUAUCAUUAACUCGUGGAAUGAUGGGACCUGAUAUUUUAGCCAUCCCUUUUUUUGAAGUUAGUUCAGCAUUACUCUGAGUGAAUAAUGUAAACUGAAAUACAUUUGCUUUACUUCUUACUUGGUAAGUCAUGUUAGCAAUUUGUCUUUUUUAUGUUUUUAAAGUGUGAUAUUUAUCAUUAGUAAUGAAUGCUUAUGAGAAAAAGAAACCCUCUUCUAAAGAUGGCCUGCUCUUUCUGCUGCAUCCUGUUGGGCAGAGAAAUAGACUUGUUCUUACACAAGCUUAUUUGAAAAUGCAUGUCUCCAAAGCCAUUGUUUUCAUUGAUUGUUCACGUACUGUAGUCAUUGAGGCAUAGUUUCUCUCCCUCUGAUUUGUCAAUAUAUUUUUUUUCUCUGAAUUAUUUGGUAAACAAUGUUGUACAGAUAUUGUAAAAUUACUAAAGUGAACAUAAAAAUAUUUUUACAUUUGAAAAAGUUGCUAAAAAAAUCCUGUAAAUUAUUUAAAAAAAACGUAACAUUUUUUUUAAAGCUAUAAUGUGUUGCAGUCAUUGUUUUAAAUGGUUGUAAAAUGUCAAUAUUCAAAUAAUUACACUAACGGACCGUUUAUACUACAUAUCUAUGUACAUAAUAUUCACAAACAAACCAGUGCAGUAUAAAAUCUAAUGAUGGAACUGACUUGUCUUAGGUGUUUUGAAACAGAACUGCUAAGUGUUAUUCCCAUUAUUGUCUAAUACUAUUGUUGUCUUUGAUACAUUGAAAUAUUUCCUAAAAGGUGGUAUUAGGUGUGUGAACCUAUGUCAUGUUCAUUGAACAAAUCAUGAUCAAAAAGUAAUUUCAUUUGAUGUCUGCACCACAGUUGUUUUUGGCAAUCUGACAUGGGCAAAAAUGUGUUGCCCUGAACCACCAUGUUCCUCCUAAAAUACAAAUACAUGAAUGAGGAUUAGUUUGGUUUGCUGCAGAUGGGAAUGUGUUGCAGAUGGGAAUGUGUUUUCUCUGACAUAAAUGAAUGACCACAAUAAAGCUGAUGUAGCUAAUAUGAACGUAGAAAGAUGUCACUAAUGCAGUUCAAUGACGUCACUCAUGCGAAUCAACGCAAAAUCACAUUGCUCCCUCUGUUUCCCACCACGAGCUGCAAAGCUCCAAGUUUGACAUGUCCAUCAUCUUAGUGUUUUUUAGCGGUACCACAUAAACUCUCAGGUCUGGAAAUGAAUCAUUUGGGGUGUUUCUUGUUUUAAUGAGCUUAAGGUCUGCGUUGUUUUGGUGAACACUGUUCUUUUUGUAAUGUGGUUGAUAUAAUCCCAUGUCAAUAAAUAUUUUAAAA
Molecule: messenger RNA, 3716 nt
Organism: Hypomesus transpacificus
Lineage: Eukaryota; Metazoa; Chordata; Actinopteri; Osmeriformes; Osmeridae
Gene: ccnt1
Product: cyclin T1
Exons: 9
Coding region: 35-2119 (694 amino acids)
Biological process (GO): positive regulation of DNA-templated transcription, elongation; regulation of transcription by RNA polymerase II
Cellular component (GO): cyclin/CDK positive transcription elongation factor complex; nucleus
Molecular function (GO): cyclin-dependent protein serine/threonine kinase activator activity
Source: RefSeq, a predicted model, not a curated record